AUGAACCAGGUAACACGAUUCCUCACUUAUGAUGAUGAGAUCCUGGGCAGGGGGGAUUACUUCGUCCUGACCCCGUCCGACCUAAAAGCAUCCACUAUUGGUAAUAAUCCAUCACGAGUGCUCAAUUGUGAUGACAAGUCCCUUAGGGAAGAAGCAAUACUUUGUCCACCCCAACCUCAUUCGUGUAUCCUUGCAAGGAACGACGCAAAUGGGAGGUGGGGGUGGUCAAGGCUCAGCCUUCAACCCUCAACCCCGCCACAGACCGCCAACCCUGACCCCUAUCAAUACUACAGUCUUGAACCCCUCACUCGGGAGGGAUACCCGGCAGUCUCUACUGUGGCCUUUGAAAAUCAGGAGAGACCAAACCAUGUUGAGCUGACAGUAAGACGGAGCACUUUCAUGCGAUACUUGUUCAAACCAAAGGGGACGUGGACCGUCAACAGCUCUGAGAUCAACACCUCUCCAUCAGAGGGACUUCCAAUAGUUAAUCAUCCCCCAAACACCCGCCUGGAAUUUGGCGAGCAAGAUGACCAGCUCACGGAUGGAGCCAAUGCUCUAGGAGGGGAUGGAGGAUCUAGUUUCUACGCAUUCGAGGUGGCGGAAUGGACCGUGAGGUCCACCCCUACCACGGAGUAUUUCGAGACUCCUGAAAUCCGGGGAUGGACCGGUUGUGAAGAAAGCAUGAUUCUGCGUGCAAUACCACUUGAUGAUGAGGGAAGAGAGAUUGAGGUUGAUCCAAAUCUGAGACCCUAG
Tremella mesenterica DSM 1558 is the source of this 753-nucleotide messenger RNA. RefSeq lists its product as uncharacterized. The record is from RefSeq and is a predicted model, not a curated record. Lineage: Eukaryota; Fungi; Basidiomycota; Tremellomycetes; Tremellales; Tremellaceae. Bases 1 to 753 code for a protein of 250 amino acids. The transcript has a single exon.